Molecule: messenger RNA, 846 nt
Organism: Symbiodinium pilosum
Lineage: Eukaryota; Dinophyceae; Suessiales; Symbiodiniaceae
Source: the annotation of a GenBank genome assembly
AUGGACCUGUCCUCGCCACCUGUCCACGACCAUGAGCUCAACCGUCAGUCGUGGAAUGAGGCCACCAAGCAGCACCGCACGCACCAGCCGGAGCUAAUUAGCGACUAUGUUGACAAAGGUCGCAACAAGCUGUUUGCUGAGGAUCUGGAGUUGCUAGGGGAGCUGCAGGGAAAGCAAGUGUUGCACCUGCAGUGUAAUGAUGGGCAAGACACGGUGUCCAUGGCGCGGUGGUUGAGGCCGCGGCAGGUCCAUGGUGUUGAUAUCAGUGACUCUGCCAUUGACUUUGCAGAGGAGCUAAGAGACAAGAUGCUUGCAAAGGCAUGCUUUGAUCCUGGUACAGAUGUCUGCUUCACUCGCUGCGAUGUUUUGGAGUAUCUCAAUGACCCAGCCAAUCGAAGCAGUGUGGAUGUAGUUUACUCCAGCUACGGUACAGUCAACUGGCUGUGUGAUUUGACGGCUUGGGCCGAAGGUAUUGCAAGUGUCCUGCGACCCGGCGGGCGAUUCGUGAUAAUCGACUUCCAUGCCGUCGCCAUGGCGUUGGACUUGAAAACCAUGACGCUCAAAGACAACUGCCUGGGAGGGGCCCGGUAUCCAAGUACAGAUGGGGUGUCAGAUUAUGUGGGUCAAGAUCCUGCCUUUCAGAAUUCAAGCCCGGCGGUUGAGUACGCCUGGGGUGUAGGGGAUAUUGUGUCGAGCUUGCUAGCAACCAAGAAAUUGCAAGUGCAGUCGCUGACUGAAUACCCGUAUGUCAACGGAUGGGCAAUGUACGCGGACAUGUAUCAGCUGCCAGCUGGAAGCCCGCUGCUGCCCAUGAUGUACAGUAUUGUCGCAAGCAAGCAAGUCUAG